Bipolaris zeicola 26-R-13 is the source of this 1971-nucleotide messenger RNA. RefSeq lists its product as uncharacterized. The coding region runs from base 1 to 1971 and encodes 656 amino acids. Lineage: Eukaryota; Fungi; Ascomycota; Dothideomycetes; Pleosporales; Pleosporaceae. The transcript is spliced from 2 exons. The record is from RefSeq and is a predicted model, not a curated record.
AUGAGCGCCACAACGGCAAACAAUAACCGGGCUUUUGACCUCCAUCCUUUCUCCACGAAUCCUUUCAAGUCACGCAAUGAUGUCGUCGACGCUGUAGCAUCUCUUCUCGACCCCCUUCUCCCCGGUUUCUCGCCACAAAAUGCUUUGAUCAAGGUAGGCAGCACCGGCACGCGUUUUGACGAGACAGGUGCCCAAGUCGAGGGCUUUGCGCGUCCGCUAUGGGGUCUCGCGCCACUACUAGCUGGAGGCAGCAGGUACGCUGCUACCGACAAGUUUGUCCAAGGCCUGAUUUCCGGGACUGAUCCUGAGAGCCCGGAGUUCUGGGGCUACAUGGAGGAUACCGACCAGCGCAUGGUGGAGGCGUGUCCGAUUGGGUUUACGCUGGCGGUUGCGAAUAAAGAGUUUUGGGAGCCGUUGACGGAGCGGCAGAAGAAGAAUGUCGAGACGUGGUUGGGGAGCAUGAAUGAUAAGAAGAUGCCGGAUACGAACUGGCUUUGGUUCCGCGUCUUCGCCAACCUAGGACUUGAGAGAAAUGGCGCCCAGUGGUCGAAAUCACAGCUGGAAAAGGACAUCAAGCAGUUGAAUACGUACUACCGCGGCGAUGGUUGGUCAAACGAUGGUCCCGAUACAUAUCGUCAGAUGGACUACUACUCGAGCUCCUUUGCCAUUCAGUAUCUACAGCUUCUCUAUUCGAAACUGGCUGCAGACAUCGACCCUGAGCAGGCUGAAGAGUACAAGAAGCGGGCCCGGAUGUUUGCUCUCGACUUUGUACACUUUUUCGAUCCCGAAGGUCGUGCUAUCACCUUUGGUCGCUCACUGACAUACCGCUGGGCCAUGGUAGCCUUCUGGGGCGCCAUUGCGUUCGCUGACCUCGAACUGCCUGAGCCCCUCAGCUGGGGCGUAGUCAAAGGUAUCUGGCUACGAAAUCUACGGUGGUGGACAACCCAACACGACAUUUUCCAAUCCAACGGCAUGCUCACUGUUGGCUACUCGUACCCCAACUACUACCUGGCUGAGAAUUACAAUUCACCUCAAUCACCUUAUUGGUGCAUGCUCGCCUUUGCCUGUCUGGCCAUGCCAGAAUCUCACCCGUUUUGGAGUGCAAAGGAGGAGCCACAUCCAUUUGCUAAUACACGUGUGGUGCGUCCUCUUCCACACCCUCGGCAGAUUGUGUGCCGGUCCGGAGGUCACACUUUCCUGCUGUCAAGCGGACAGUCAUGCCACUACGCGAUUAAGAACAGCAACGCGAAGUACGGCAAGUUUGCCUACAGUGCAGCCUUUGCAUACUCGGUGUCGACAGGCUACCAAGAACUGGAGCAAUUCGUGCCAGAGUCACAAAUUGCCUUUUCUGACGAUGGCGGGGAGCUGUGGAAGAUGAGAAGGGCACUGAACGGAGACUCUCAGAUUGAGAACAUAGACGGGGUACCGGUGCUGGUUAGCAGUAUGAAGCCUUGGCCCGAUGUUGAGGUUUCAACGUAUUUGAUCCCACCAGCCGAAGAGACACCAAACUGGCAUUUGAGGGUGCAUCGGGUAACGUCAGGGCGGGAUAUCAAGAGUGCAGAGGGAGCAUGGGCUGUCUAUGGUGCGAGAGAGUCUGAUGGUCGUCUCUUGACUGAAUGGAACGGCACGCUUCGCACACUUGAUGCUUCGAUACCAGAGGGUGGUGCUUCAGAUGCCACAUCUGCGUUUGCAGCCUCGCCUCGUACGGGCGCGGUAGGCAUCGUAGAUCUUCACCAGCAGGACAGACAUGGCAGUGUCAUUUUGUCAGACGCCAACUCCAAUCUUGUCGAGAGCAGGACUGUGCUGCCGAUUGUGCAAAAGGAUAUCAAAAAGGACGAGACGGUGUGGUUUGUCACCGCUGUAUUUGCGAUGCCAGCAAGCAAGGAAGGAUGGAGGGAGAGCUGGAAGGCAGGCUGGGAGAAGCGGCCAGCGGUGCCUGAGUGGGUGAAGAGCAAGGUUGGGGGUCAGUAG